Molecule: messenger RNA, 613 nt
Organism: Carcharodon carcharias (great white shark)
Lineage: Eukaryota; Metazoa; Chordata; Chondrichthyes; Lamniformes; Lamnidae
Product: thiosulfate:glutathione sulfurtransferase
Exons: 4
Coding region: 225-545 (106 amino acids)
Cellular component (GO): mitochondrion
Molecular function (GO): thiosulfate-cyanide sulfurtransferase activity
Source: RefSeq, a predicted model, not a curated record
GAAAGUGUACUGGGAAAAUGAGAAAGGAAAUGAAGAGUUAAAAGGGAUGAUAUGAUCCUUGGCCAGACCCUUGGUCUGGGGGAAAAUCCGUUACGGUCCAAUAACAUUUUGUUUAAGUAGAUGAAGUUUGAGAUCCCAGACGCUUACUAAAUGAAUGAAGCCACAAGAUUCCACAGGUUUUGACAAGUAAAACUAAGGUGGUAUCUUAUGAAGAGCUGAAGCAGAUGAUUGCGAAUCAUAAUAUCCAACUUUAUGAUGUGCGACAGCCAGAGGAGGUGGCUGAGGGCAAGAUUCCCACUUCAGUCAACAUUCCCUUAGGUCAGGUUGAGACUGCCCUUAAGAUGGAGGCUGGGACAUUUCAGGAGACAUAUAAGUUGCAGAAGCCGAAAAAGGAAGAUGCUAACAUUGUUUUUCAAUGUCACUCUGGUGUAAGAAGCUCUACUGCCUUAGAAACAGCUUGGAAUCUGGGAUAUUCUAAAGCUCGUCACUAUAAAGGAGGCUACAUUGAAUGGGUAGAACGUGAAGGACAUUGCAAAAGACCAUGAAUUUCCCACCACCAAGAUUUUUACACAGUGAAAUACUGUGGCAGGUCUAUGAGUUCUGAUCCAGUUGC